Molecule: messenger RNA, 2484 nt
Organism: Geodia barretti
Lineage: Eukaryota; Metazoa; Porifera; Demospongiae; Tetractinellida; Geodiidae
Source: the annotation of a GenBank genome assembly
ACGAUAUGCUACCGCGACGGACGGUGCAGAGUGCCAUUUUGUUGUGCUUCUCCGCUCCUCCACUGCUCUCUCAGUCUUCCCUGGAAUCCAAGCUGUCUGAAGUUGAGAAUGGCCGAGAUUGGGAUUGCUGCAUGUCUCUGUCUGAUGCUCGCAAUGGCCGCAGGCGGUGCUCUAGGCUCGUCUCCAUGCGAUGAUCCUUCCGUGGCCAACCUACCCUUCUGUAACCCUGAUCUCGACCUCGUGGAUCGAGUCAAAGACCUUGUUUCUCGAAUGUCUGUGACAGACAUGAUAUCCCAGCUGGGAAACACAGCUCCUGCCAUAGAGCACCUCAACAUACCUGCCUACCAGUGGUGGUCUGAAGCUCUACAUGGAGUAGCUAGUUCUCCUGGAGUCUCUUUUGGAGGAAAGGUUCCAAGUGCUACUUCAUUCCCUCAAGUCAUUGGUAUUGCCGCCACCUUCAAUAGCACUCUGUUCUAUGAGAUGGGUCAGGCAAUAUCCACUGAGGCCCGAGCCAUGAAUAAUGUCGGCCAAGCUGGUCUCACCUUCUUCACACCCAACAUCAACAUAUACCGAGACCCACGCUGGGGCAGAGGUCAAGAGACACCAGGAGAAGAUCCCUACCUGACAUCAGCCUAUGUGGAGCAGUACGUCGCUGGACUGCAGUUUGGUCCUGACCAGAGGUAUCUGAAGACGGUUGCUUGCUGUAAGCAUUUCUCGGCCUAUGACCUAGAGAACUGGAAUGGAACUGACAGAUUCCACUUCAACGCCAUUGUAUCUGACCAAGAUUUUGCUGAGACAUAUUUCCCUGCGUUUGAGUCAUGUGUGCGAGUGGGUAAAGUGUCCAGUAUCAUGUGCAGCUACAACGCAGUCAACGGUGUCCCGAGCUGUGCCAACAAUGUCAUCCAGAACCAGAUUGUACGGAAUGAAUGGGACUUUAGUGGAUUCAUUGUCAGUGACUGUGGAGCAAUAAACACCAUCAUGGCUGAUCACCACUAUACCAACACCACAGAGGAGACUGUUCAGGUUGCCCUGCGAGCUGGGACCAACCUCAACUGUGGAGGCUUCUACCAGAAAUAUGCAAUGGAAGCGUAUAACAAGAGCUACAUCACGGAGGCAGAUCUGGCCAAUGCAGUAGGUCCCCUGUUUGGGCAAAGGAUGGCUCUGGGGAUGUUUGACCCCACCCACCUCCAGCCCUACCUCAACAUCUCCACCGACCAGAUUAACUCUCCUGCUCAUCAAGCUCUAGCUCUGGAUGCAGCCAGGGAAAGUAUUGUCCUGCUUCAGAAUGAUGGUUCUCUCCCUCUGUCUGCCGAGUCCAGUCUGAAAGUGGCAGUGAUUGGCCCAAAUUCAAACGCCACAGAAACCAUGCAAGGAAACUACCACGGAGUUGCCCCCUACCUAAUUAGUCCACUAAUGGGGAUACAGGAUGCGGGAGUGACGUCGUCCUGGGCCUUUGGCUGUGACGUGGCGUGCUCAGACAGUGGUGGGUUCGCUGAGGCAGUGACGAUAGCCAAAGGUGCAGACGUUGUGAUUGUGGUGAUGGGCCUGGACCACGGACAGGAAAGGGAGGGUCAUGACAGGAAUGUGAUCACUCUGCCAGGCAUGCAGCUGGACCUGAUGCAGGAGGUGCGGGAGGCAAUUGGGGGCCGGCCCCUGGUCCUGGUCCUCAUGUCUGGCGGUCCUGUCGACAUCUCCUGGGCCAAGUCUAAUGCCAACGCCAUACUGUGGACUGGCUACCCAGGUCAGUCAGGAGGGAAGGCCAUUGCUGAUGUCAUCUUUGGCAAGUUCAACCCCUCAGGAAGACUCCCUGUCACUUACUAUCCAGGAGACUAUGUGAACCAGAUCUCAUUCUUCAACAUGAGUAUGAGGGACCCACCUGGGAGGACAUACAAGUUCUAUACCGGGACUCCAGUCUUUGAGUUUGGCCACGGACUCAGCUACAUCUCCUUCUCGCGUGUAUGUUUAGGAGUGAGCUUCGGAAGGCUCUACUGAUGAGGGGCUGACCCUGUCCUGUCAGAGCUGAUUGAGAGAGGUCAGGUUGACUACAGAGUGGAGGUGACCAACACAGGGAAGAUGGGAGGUGGAGUUUCUGCCCUCGCCUUCGUCUCCCCCGAGGUUAAGGGAGGACCACUGAAGGAGUUGGUUGGGUUCCAGAAGGUGUUCCUGGAGCCUGGACAGUCUGUGGAGCUCUACUUCGCUGCCUUACUAAAGUCUUCCAUCUGGUGGACAACCAGGGGAGACGAACCCUGACCCCAGGUCGCUACUGGAUAUCGGUGGAGGACCAGAAACAUGUGGUCACUCUGAUCUGAACUGAGCCUACCCACUGACCUAUACUAGUAGUACAAGACAUGAACACACAGGUGUUUUAUAAGUGACAGAAAUUUGUACAGUGUUUUCGUAUGACAUUAUGUGGUGUACACUAAUAUUAUAUGUACGGUGUAUAAAUUAUACAUGCAUAGUGCAAGGACUAAAAAGAGGGCAAAG